UCUCUCUCUCUCUCUCUCCUCCAUCUCAUUUCAUGUUAACCAUUUCUACCUCCUGGCUUUAUCUCUAUUGUCAUCUCUAAACACCAGUAACAAAAUACUCUCCUCGGUACGACUUAAUUUUACUGUUGUUGCAACCGUGCCUCACAGAUCCCUUCCGUAGACAACGGAGGGUUGUAGGACGGAGUUUGCUAAUUUGUGCACGGCGGACCAGACUUGAGAGGGGAGCGGAUAGGCGCUGUUGUGUGUAACACGGACUGACACUUACCCUUCAGGGGAAAUACAGAGCCCUCCGCGUUGGAAGGAACUGGUGGAGAACAGGGCGCUUCUCUCCUAGCCUCAAGCUCCUGGCGAACUCCACCCGGAGUCUGUCGCCCCGGCAAGGUCCGCGAUGGCGUUUCCCCGCAACUCCUGCCUCUUGGCUUGUCUGCUCACGGUCCUGCAACUGCCCACGCUGGAUUCGGCUCCCCUCAGCGCGGCCGCCCCUCAGGAGCCAGUGCUGGCCCCAGUGGGCUCCGACGCCGAGCUGUCCUGUCAGUUCUCCCCGAACGCGAGCGCGGAGCGCGCGGAGCUGCUGUGGUUCCGACGGGGCCGGUCGCCGGCGGUGCUUCUGUACCGCGCUGGCCGGGAGCAGGAGGGCCAGCAGAUGCCCGAGUACCGCGGGAGGGCGACGCUGCUGACCGACGGGCUCCGGGACGGCCGCGCCACCCUGCGGAUCCGAGGCGUCAGGGUCUCGGACCAGGGGGAGUACCGGUGCCUCUCCACACGCGGCGGCUACGCCGAGGAGGCCGCUGCGCACCUCAGAGUGUCCGCUGUGGGCUCGGAUCCUCACAUCAGUAUGAAAACUCAAGAGAAUGGAGAGAGGGAGCUGGAGUGCACCUCCUCAGGAUGGUACCCAGAACCUCGGGUGCAGUGGAGGACAGCCAGCGGAGAGAAGUUACCAUCCACAUCAGAGUCCAGGAAGCCUGACGAGGAAGGCCUGUUCACUGUGACGGCUUCGAUAACCAUCAGAGACAGCUCCAUAAGGAAUGUGUCCUGCUGCAUCCAGAAUAUCCUCAUCGACCAGGAGAAGGAAGUAGAGAUCUCGGUACCAGCUCCCUUCAUGACGAGGCUGACUCCCUGGAUAGCAGCUGUGGCUAUCAUCAUACUAGCCCUAGGAUUUCUCACCGUUGGGUCCAUAUUUUUCACGUGGAAGCUGUACAAGGAAAGAUCCAGAGAGCGGAAGAAUGAAUUUGGCUCUAAAGAGAGACUGCUGGAAGAACUCAGGUGCAAAAAGACUGCACUACACGAAGUUGACGUGACUCUGGAUCCAGACACAGCCCACCCCCACCUCUUCCUGUACGAGGACUCAAAAUCGGUUCGCUUGGAAGACUCUCGUCAGAUCCUGCCUGAUACACCGGAGCGAUUCGACUCCUGGCCCUGCGUGUUAGGGCGUGAGACCUUCACUUCAGGGAGACAUUACUGGGAGGUGGAGGUGGGAGAUAGAACUGACUGGGCCAUCGGUGUCUGUAGGGAGAAUGUGGUGAAGAAAGGCUUUGAUCCCAUGACUCCUGAUAAUGGGUUCUGGGCUGUGGAGCUGUAUGGAAACGGAUACUGGGCCCUCACCCCGCUCCGGACCCCUCUCCCGUUAGCAGGACCCCCUCGCCGGGUUGGAGUUUUUCUGGACUAUGACUCUGGAGACGUUUCCUUCUAUAAUAUGAGCAAUGGAUCUCUUAUCUAUACUUUCCCUAACGUCUCUUUCUCUGGUCCCCUCCGUCCGUUCUUCUGCCUGUGGUCCUGUGGUAAAAAGCCCCUAACCAUCUGUCCAACUGCCAACGCCCCUGAGAAAAUCACGGUCACUGCUAAUGUCCAGGACAACAUUCCCUUGUCCCCGCUGGGGGAAGGCUCUUCUUCAGGAGACACAGAUACUCUCCAUUCUAAACUGAUACCUUUCUCACCUAGCCAAGCGGCACCUUAAAGAACAUUACAGCUCCACAACUUCCCCUUCCUUUGUCUCCUUCUUUAUUCCGGAAUCUUCAGUUGCCAGCUUCCUGCAGUCCGGCUUCUUCGUAGCACGUGAUUACUUCAUUUUGGAAAGGCCGUAUGUUGCUGCCAGAGAAGGCAGGAAGAAGAGCCUUUCUAAUUUGUUUCUAGCUAAUACUGGGGAGGUAGAGAGGUGAUUCCUAAAUUAUUUCUAGUGCCACAACCUACAUAGGAGGACUUGGUACAAUCGCCUGAGGGGUCAAGAGGCAAUUCGGCUGGCAUGCAAUCGUGGAGGAAACAUACGGAAUAGGGGCAUGUGGGCCAACAGUUUUUAGGUAAGGGAAAAGCAGGCUGCUAGGAAAAGAGGCUCUUAGGCUACAAUCGCAUCAAGGAAUUUAGAGGAGACAUCGCAGGCAAAUGAAGUAAACUUGAUCCACCUGUCCUCUCCCUAAGGUUUUUCAGGACUAGAUCUCAAAUUUUAUUACUUACGUUUUUUUCUUUGACAGCUUCAUACAAGUAUAUAAUGCAUUCAACUUACCCUCACUCUCUCCUCUGUUCUGUCUUAUUUCCCUCUCCUCCCCUCAUCAAUACCUACUCCUUGCUUCAAAUCUGACCCACUGAGUUUAAUGGGCUGUCAUGGGAGUAUGAAUUUGGAGCUGUCCACUGAGGUUUGGUGGACUCAAGAGCAUGUGUAAUGAUCUCCCUUCUCCCACAAUCAAUCAGCAGCCAAUAGUUCUGCUGAGAGGGAUAGGGCCACAUGAGCCCCUCCCCUGUCAUGGUUAAUUGCUGACAGGGCCAGUUUUGUAGAGGCCCAGCUCAGGUAACUACAGCACCUGUGAAAGCAUGAACACGAGUGCCCAGAAGGAAGCAUUUCUCAGCCAUUCUACCUGUCCUCUGGCUCUUAAGGUCCUUAGUCCUUUCUUUCAGGAUGUGUCUUGGACACUGUAUCUUGAAUUUUCUAACUCAUAUUCUGUAGGAUAGAGGACACUGCUCUGCUUGUUUGGGAGCACUGGGAGCAAGCUGGGCAGGGGCAGAGAAGGGUGGAGAUGAGCAGGGCUGGAGAACCAGACAGGGUUAAAACAGAGGAGAAAAAAAAAAAUCUAAAAACUACCAGGCUAGAUACACAUGGGUCAGGCCUUUCUGUGCCCUCCUCUUUUUUUGACCUCUCCUGAAAGUCAACCCAAUUUCACUUUAUUGACUCCACUAGAUGGGGUGUGUGAGUAUGCUUGUGGGUGUGUGUUUUAAGACAGAGGUUUACUAUGCAGCUUAGACUGUCCUUGAACUCCUGCCUCCACCUUCCGAUUGCUGGUUACACAGCCACAGCCACAGCCACAGCCACCACGCCUAGCAAGUCCUCCCGUUCUGAUGCAGCCUGCUUAGGUAGCAUCAUUGCUCUGGCAGUCCCAGCUGCACGCUUUCCUGGCCCUCGCUGCAAUGUCUAACCACCUCACAGGCACCUUCAGUUCCCUUUCGUUGCUAUUCUUUUCCACUGUGCCAUUGCCCGCUGUAGCCUACCCACCUGCCCUGCAUUCCGUUUUGCCUUAGGGGUCACCAGUGUUGCACCGUGAUACUCAAUACAGCUGGGCAGCUCGGCCCUAUCUGUGUGUGCUCCAGUGUCCUCCUGUUUGCAUGGGACUUGUUUUGUCAACGGCCUGUGUGUGUAUCCAAGCUCUUCCACUUCUGUCGUAUUUUUCUGAACACCCUCCAUGAACU
Meriones unguiculatus (Mongolian gerbil) is the source of this 3672-nucleotide messenger RNA. RefSeq names its product butyrophilin subfamily 1 member A1 (gene Btn1a1). Bases 389 to 1954 code for a protein of 521 amino acids. Gene Ontology annotation, biological process: T cell receptor signaling pathway; regulation of cytokine production. Lineage: Eukaryota; Metazoa; Chordata; Mammalia; Rodentia; Muridae. Gene Ontology annotation, molecular function: signaling receptor binding. The record is from RefSeq and is a predicted model, not a curated record. The transcript has 7 exons. Gene Ontology annotation, cellular component: external side of plasma membrane.